Molecule: messenger RNA, 4850 nt
Organism: Rhincodon typus (whale shark)
Lineage: Eukaryota; Metazoa; Chordata; Chondrichthyes; Orectolobiformes; Rhincodontidae
Product: ankyrin repeat and SAM domain-containing protein 6
Exons: 15
Coding region: 1958-4657 (899 amino acids)
Biological process (GO): innate immune response
Cellular component (GO): cytoplasm
Molecular function (GO): protein binding
Source: RefSeq, a predicted model, not a curated record
UACGGUAAAAAACAGUAUUUUUAUACAUUUUGUGUUACAAUGAUCAUACACAAUGUGGUUACUGUGCCCUCCCCUUCCUGUCAAUAGGACCAAUCCUGUAAAACACCAGAUCAAUGAUGGGCAUUAGUAUAGACAACCCUAGAAUCCCUUAUUCUUUUAACAAUUAUUGUAAUCUUUAGGCUUUGGGACCUUUCUAUGUUGCAUUCCAAAGUUACUGGCCGCGCUCCUCUGGCCACGUCCGUGGCCCGCUCACCUCCGAGGACUGACUGGACUCCACCGUUUACUGCACUUGUCAUCCUCAUCAAAUUUUAUUACUUCUUUUUUUAUAUAAAAGACAGCUAAUGAUGUUAUAAAAUUCAUGAUAUUAAAAUUUUGUAAUUACUUCUACAGUUAACACUUUUUAGCUAAUGAGACAAGAUGUGCUAGGCAUCUCUUUAAUGUUUUCCCUUAGUGCUUUCACUUUUAAGUUUUAUAAUUACAUUGAAAUUUUUCUCUGUGAUUAUUUAAAAAACCUUUAACUAGAACCAAGUAACAUUGCAAACAACUUCAAAGGAACAGCCAAUCUGCAAGAUAACACGCUUAAUGACCAGCCUCCACAGUCAAGAAUUCCAGAUUCAUUACCGUUUGAAAGAAAACAAACUGUCUUAAACAAGCAAUCCCUUUACUCUGAGAUUAAGCUCUCUGCUCCAAAACUCUCCCACAAGGAGAAACAGUGUCUCCUCACCUACAUUGUUAAGGUCUACAAGAAUCUUGUUUCUAUAAGGUUGCCUCUCCUUCUAAAUGUCACCUACUCAACCAAGUUCAAACUACACAACCUCUCCCCAAAAGACGAUCCCCGCAUCCCUGCAAUCAACAUAGUGAACUUUUCUCUGAACGGUCUCCAAUGCCAGUGUAUCUUUUCCAAGGCAAGGAGAUCAAAUUUGUUGACAUAGUCCAGGUGAGGUCUGACUAAUGACUUGUGUAAUUUUAGCUACACCUCCUUAUUUUUAGGUAUUUUCUAAUCAACUCAAAUGUUUUGCACAUGCUGGUGGAACUUGAACCAAAGCCUCCUGACUCAGAAAUUAGGACACUACCACUGCACAAGGCUCUACUGAUUUUUCAAUGCUUUAAACUGCCCUCUGUGGGUUGCCCAAGCGUCUGAAGUUUUUAAUAGCACGAACAUCAUUGCUGUCUAAUAAACCACAAGCUCAGACUUGGGUUACAGGUCCUGGUUCUGAAACACUAUUUCAUUCAAAAAUUAGAGGCUGUGAUAAAUUUGGUCAUCUGGUUUGUUCGCCGAAUGUUUCUCUCGUAUGCUUUGGGACUUCAAAAAGGUAGCCAGCCUCCUCCCGGAGCGAGUGCAUACAGAAGCAUCAUGUGGAUUGUUCUGCAGCCCCCUCGAUCACUGAGGUUAGUGUACAGCUGGGCUCUGGGACGCGCAUGAGCGCGGAGUUCCUAUAGUCAGAAGCAGAGCCUGGGGAAAUCCCAUUGUGACGCAUUUGGUAGCGUCAUUCGGCACCGCCUACUAGCCAGCCCCAUGGAAACGGUUCGACGUGUUGCUAGGUACUGAAGCCUCAUCCCUUCUCGCCGCGAAUCGAGCGGCUUCGGGGCUUUUCAAACGAGGUCGGGAAGGUGGAGGCGGGGAAACGAGUGAGACGGUGGGGUCUGAUUGGUCGCUUGUCAUGUCAAUCACAGGGUGGGUUACGUGGGCUCGGCCCUUCAGUUUUCUCCACCGACCCGUCGAUAGGGUUCAGCACCGGGAGAACUGACCUCAAUUGGUCGCUAUAGUAACGGGAAAGACGGUACCAACGUGCAUCUGGGUUCCUCGCAAAUCCCGAUCCGCGACCCUCUCCCACGUGAGAGGAAAAAAAACGUCGAAGCGAUGUCAUUGCUUCGGGGCUGGACGGUGAUGGGCGACCGGGACGCAUCUAUUAGGAGCAGCUCACCUUUGCUGUUGCCGCCUCGGCCUUAAAAAAAAAUGGAGUGCGGGGUCCCCCCAAUCUACCAGCUUCUGUUCCGCGCCUGCGAAGAAGGAAACUUCGAGAACGCCAGGCGGCUGCUGGAGCCGGCACCGCGAGAUGGCGACGAGGAGGAUGAGGAGAAGAAGAAAGAGGAGGUAGAGCGGGGCGAGCAGGCGGCGGGCCCGGACUUCAGGGCCCCGCAGGUGCCCGUCGACUGCACGGACGACGACGGCAACUCGGCGCUGCAGUUCGCGGCCGGCCACGGCCACGAGCACCUGGUGCGGUUCCUGCUGAUGAAGGGCGCCUCGGUGGAUAGUCGCAACCGCUACGGCUGGACGCCGCUGAUGCAGGCGGCCCGCUUUGGGCAGCUGGGCGUAGCGCGCGUGCUGCUGGAACACGGCGCCGACGCCAACGCCGCCAACAAGCUGGGCGCCAGCGUGCUGACGGCGGCGGCGCGCGGAGGCCACGUCGGCCUGGCGCGCGCCCUGCUGGAGGGCGGCGCGUGCCCGGAUGCGGGCGGUGGGGGCCGCCAGCGGCGGGUGGACGAGGGACAGGAGACUGCGCUCGACCCCGCCUUGACACCUCUGAUGGUGGCGGCCCAACAUGGCGCCGAUCCGCUGGUCAGGGUCCUGCUGGAGUGGGGGGCUUCCUGCUCCGGAGCCGCGCCUGCCGGACCCGCCGGCGGCUGGAGCGCCCUGAUGCUGGCGGCCCUCAACGGCGAGCUGGCCGUGGCCCAGCAGCUGGUCGAUGCCGGCUCGGAUCCCAAUCAGACGAACGUGGGAGGGAUGACCGCCUUCGAGAUCGCCUGCGCCUGCAGGCAGAAGGAGAUCAGAGACUACCUGGAUUCCAAGACCACCAAUCGGCCCAAAUCAGAUGAAGACAAAAAGAGACCAGACAUAUUUCAUGCAUUAAAACUGGGAAGCUAUCAGUUGGUGAAGGAGAUUCUUGAUGAAGAUGAAUUUCAGGCCAAUGUCACUAAUGCAGAUGGCGCCUCUCCAUUAAUGAUUGCUGCCAUGACAGGUCAACUAGACCUUGUACAACUUCUUAGUGAGAGGAACUCUGAUAUUGACAAGCAAGAUGGUGUACAUGGAUGGACAGCCUUAAUGCAAGCUACUUAUCAUGGGAGUAAAGAUGUUGUGAAGUACUUGUUGAAUCAAGGAGCAGAUGUCAACCUGCGUGCCAAAAAUGGAGUAACUGCAUUUGAUCUUGUAAUGCUGCUAAAUGAUCCAGAUACAGAACUUGUGCGACUUCUGGCAUCAGUCUGCAUGCAGUUAGAUAAAGAGAAGAGCAAACAAAAAUCCAAGACAAUGCCUCGUUCGAAAAGUAAAGCGUCAUUAACGAUUCCUGUACCCCCAGAAGACAAAGGAGGAUUAAAGUCUUGGUGGAACAGAAUGUCCAACAGAUUUCGAAAACUGAAGCUGACUAGGACACUCAGACAUGGCUUUUCCACAAAUAGGCUUGCUCCUUUUCUAGAUGAAGCUGAAGUGGGAUUGGAUGCAACAAUGAAAGCUAACCUGAAGGAUGACAGCAAUCAUUCAGCAGUGAUCAUGUCUACACCUAAUACUGAUUGCUCAUUGGCUUGGGCGUCAAAAAGAAAGGACAGUGGACUUGACCAUACCAUUGGAGGAAAAGGUGAUGUUCUUCUGUCAACUGCGUUGAGAAACGGUGCACCCUUCACUCGUCUUCCAAGUGACAAGUUGAAAGCAGUUAUUCCUCCAUUUUUGCCUCCGUCCAACUUUGAACUAUGGAGCUGUGACAGGACACGAAUAAACAAAGAGGGCCAGCUGGAUCAUGUUGGGCUAUCUGCACCUCGUCGCCUUGCAAAACCCAAUUUCAACGGCAGUGGUAAUUCUGACAUUACUUCUGUCAGCAGAAUGGGCAGAUCUGUUAAACUUCCUCCUAUUACAAAUCUUACGAGGUGUCCAGCUUCUCCCCCAAACUCUGGACAUUUCAAUUAUUCUCCACAUUCCUCAGGUGGAUCUAAUGGAGUGGUUGGCAUCAAUAGACAUUGCAUCAGUGAACCACAUAACCGCUCAGGAGGAAGUUCAGAUAAUGUCUUGUCACAAAUUGCUGCCCAGAGACGGAAAGCAGCAGGCUUACCUGAGCUAAAAACAAACCGAUCUGAGAUUUUGCCUCACCCAAUCUCUAUCGAAACUAGCCUUCCUGAACUGCCAGUCUCGCCAGCUGAGAGUAACUGCAUUGUACAGAAAUGUGGGAAACAGCGUCCAUCAUCUUGUACAUCAUCAAAUUCAAAGAGCACCUCUCCUACUCUGACUCCAUCACCGUCUCCUACCCCUAAGAGUCCCCAGGGGGAAUCAUCACUAUCCUCAUCUUCACAUCAGCAGUCUAAGAGCAGUGGCGGGUCCAGUAGUGGAACCCUCACAGAUGAAGAUGAAUUAUCCAGUAUCCUAAAAAGGCUAUCAUUGGAAAAAUAUCAACCUAUAUUUGAAGAACAGGAGGUGGAUAUGGAAGCAUUCCUAACACUAACUGAUGGUGAUUUGAAGGAGUUGGGUGUAAAGACGGAUGGUUCAAGGCAACAGAUCUUGGCUGCAAUCUCAGAGUUGAAUGCUGGAAAGGGACGUGAGAGGCAGAUUCUACAGGAAACUAUUCAUAACUUCCAUUCAUCUUUUGGAAGUAGUGCAAGCAAUUCUCGUCAGAAUUUUUUGCAAUCUCCUCCUGCGUGGGUUAGACCAGUUGUAACAUCCGAUAAGAGAUGACCUUUAAUUGGAUGGACUGUUGGGAGAAGGAUGAUUUUCUGCAAAAGCAUGCGUAAACUAAUUUUAAAUCUCAGCAUUUUGGUGCACAUUCACUGCAGCAAUGACUGUGGUUGCAGAUGAUAUGUAAGCCUUAAAAAUUACCACUUCACACCAAGGACUUAUGAAAAAAUCUCAUAACAGCUGUCUGAUCAUA